AUGGAUACGUUGAUGGAUGAACUAUUAGAAGAUUACUUAGGUAAUGAUAUCAUUGAUGGUUGGUUAAAACUAAUCAAGGCAAGAGAAGAAGUUGAUGAUGCUAAGGCUACAAAGGAAGAACCUUGGGGUUAUUUUGCAGGAGAAGAAGGACAUGAUAAGUGGGAACUAUUCCUAGAUGCAGAAGGCAGACCAGACCCAGAUAGAGAAUAUGAUAAAAUGCCUACUCCUAUGGAUAUUGAAAAAGCAUAUAAGGAAGUUCAUGGUAAACUCUUGAAGAUGCCUCCUUUUGGAACAGCAGGUGAAGAUUAA
Molecule: messenger RNA, 309 nt
Organism: Cylicocyclus nassatus
Lineage: Eukaryota; Metazoa; Nematoda; Chromadorea; Rhabditida; Strongylidae
Source: the annotation of a GenBank genome assembly